AUGUUGUCAAACGGUGGAGCUCGUCCAGCAACAGCCGGCGGAAAGCCAGGAGGAGACGCCGCUACCGUCUCUAAGAGGCUGCAAAAUGAGCUUAUGACUCUCAUGAUGAGUGGUCUGCACGGCAUUUCCGCAUUCCCAGACGGCGAUGACCUUAUGAACUGGACAGCUACUAUCACCGGGCCGGACGGCACUCCCUACGAAAAAUUACAGUACAAGCUAUCCAUGAAGUUCCCAUCCUCCUACCCUUACACCCCCCCAACCGUUAUGUUUAGAACCCGGUGCUGGCAUCCCAACGUCGACACCAACGGGCACAUCUGCUUGGAUAUCCUCAAGGACAAGUGGUCGGCGGUAUACACUGUGCAGACGAUAUUGGUGUCUUUGCAGAGUUUGCUGGGAGAACCAAACAACAACAGCCCGCUAAACGAAGAAGCAGCUCAGCAAUGGAAGGAUCAGGCCAAGUUUAGGAAGUCGGUGCUUGUCAUGCACGAUGAUGGUCCCGAAUGA
Messenger RNA from Fimicolochytrium jonesii, 504 nucleotides. Its product is annotated as ubiquitin-conjugating enzyme. The record is from RefSeq and is a predicted model, not a curated record. NCBI's taxonomy places the organism in Eukaryota, Fungi, Chytridiomycota, Chytridiomycetes, Spizellomycetales, Powellomycetaceae. The transcript has 5 exons. The coding region runs from base 1 to 504 and encodes 167 amino acids.